Messenger RNA from Lactuca saligna, 524 nucleotides. Lineage: Eukaryota; Viridiplantae; Streptophyta; Magnoliopsida; Asterales; Asteraceae. The record is from the annotation of a GenBank genome assembly.
AUGAAUCUCUGUUGUAGGACCCACUGGUUACAAAAGUAUAAAAAUGUCAGGCCCGAUUACUUAAAGAACAUCUGGAAGGUGAUCAACUGGAAAUAUGCAAGUGAGCUUCCAGAAUUUAUGAUGGGUCUUGCAAAUCUUGCUUUAAUUUCUGGUGAACGUUCAUCUUUAAAGGUUUUGGGACCCAUAAGCCAGGCCUUGCAUCAUGCACCCCAAUAUUUGGAUGGCUUACCAACUGUAUGCAUAUUACAUGUACUCCGCCUCGCAAAUUUGGAUUCUGCUUAUGAUUUAGAUAACAUAACUCGUUUUCUAAUACUAGCAAGAGAACCUAUAAUCCAAGGAAUUGACAAGCCCCAUAAGACGAUCAUUGUGUUUACAUUAGAAGAAGGCCUGAGGGUCUUGUUCAAUGGUUUAGUUGUGUUUGCUCUAAGGGAGAUCAACUUAUCAAAAGUAACCUUCUUAACAACAUCAUUCUACUUAAGUAGGUGAUUAAUCAAGAUUAAGGGAGAUUUUUAAUCAUGUUUGGC